Messenger RNA from Guillardia theta CCMP2712, 1305 nucleotides. RefSeq lists its product as hypothetical. The record is from RefSeq and is a predicted model, not a curated record. Lineage: Eukaryota; Cryptophyceae; Pyrenomonadales; Geminigeraceae. Gene Ontology annotation, biological process: regulation of transcription by RNA polymerase II; regulation of cell shape; cytoskeleton organization. Gene Ontology annotation, molecular function: protein binding. The annotation marks the transcript as partial. Gene Ontology annotation, cellular component: nucleus. The transcript has a single exon.
AUGGGUCACUUCUGUGCCGUCUACUGCCUCGUGUUCGACAAGACCGGCCGCCUCUUCGUGACGGGCUCCGACGACAAGCUGAUCAAGGUGUGGAACUCGAGGACUUGCUGCCUGGUGAGGACGAUGAGGGGGCACGUGAGCGACAUAGUCGACUUGUCUGUCUCCUGCGACAACCGCUUCCUCGCCUCAGCUGGAAACGACCUGGACGUGCGGAUCUGGUGGCUGCACAACGGCGUCCCUGCCUUCGUCCUCCCAGGGCAUCAGCAGGUGAUAGCAAACGUUCGGUUCUCUUGGGCGAUGCACGCGGACCUGUCGCAGUCGCUCUACUCGUGGGGUCACGAUGGCGCGCUGAGGGAAUGGAAGAUCUCCUCCGACGGCUCCUCCUUCUCCUCCCGAGUCUUCCUGACGUCUGAGGCUCAGGUGCCCCCCGGCCCUCACCCUCCUCGCAAGGCCCCGGAGAUCCUCUGCGCGACGAUCCAUCGGUGGGGAAGCUGGGUGGCUGUCGGGUGCUCGGACCGGAUGAUCCGUAUCUACCUCCUCAACUCCAAGAUCUCUCGCCCCAUCCGCUGGAACGGCCACAUGGACCGCGUGGAGUACAUCACCAGCAACGCCUCCGGCAACCUCAUCGUGUCUGGGUCGCUCGACGGAACCGUGCGGAUCUGGCGCACCGACAAGUUUCUGACGCUGGUGGAUCAGCGGAUCCUCAACCUGCGACAGGGAGAGGAGCAGCAGACGGGCCGCUCGGUGGAGCGAGUGAAGGUGAACAUGGUGAGCCUGUCCUCCGACGGCUCCAAGGUCAUCAGCUCUCAGUCGCUGGAGAAGAAGCGCAAAGACAACAAGUGGCUUUGCAGGAUCAAGAUCUGGGCGGUCGACACGGGAGAACUGAUCCACAACCUCAGGGAUGCGCACGAGCAGCCAGUGUUCGUAGUGGAGGCCCAUCCCUCCGACCCUCGCGUGAUGGCGACGGCAGGAUACGACGCGCGAGUCGUGCUGUGGGACAUCGUGGGAGGGAAGGCCAUCAAAGAGUUUCACAUUCGCUUCCCCUUGGACGAUCGACUGAGCCCCAUCGACUUCGACGCACGUACAUCGGACAUCCUCGAGGGAAAGUGGCACCCCGACGGGACCUCGCUGGUGCUCACCCACAAGAACGGCCACUUCUCCAUCCUCACCUGUGGAAACUACAGCGAGAACCUCGCGCGAACAGCUCGAGAGCAGUUCUUUCAGACCGACUUCGGCGAGCUCUCCAUGGACGUCCAGCACAACGUGAUCGACCUGCAAGCUCAGGUUCCUCCUCACCUCCUGCCC